GCCACGCUCAUCAUGACGACCGUCGGCGUCGGUUGCCACGAGGACCAGGUGCCCUCCAGGGAAGUCAGGGGCAGCAUGCCGCUGAUCGAGCAGGGGGCCGCGGUCGACGGGUCUGAGGUGGCGAGCGUCUACUGCUUCGAGCCCCUCCCUAGGGCGGUCCAGGCGUGGGACGCGGUGCACGAGGUGGUGGCAGGCGGUGCGGGGGCGCUCCCGCCCGACGAUUUCGCGCUGGAGCUCGGCGAGGGGAGCGUGCUCGGGAGGCCGCCUGGUCCGCGCUGGUUGCGCGACCCGCACGCGGGUCGCCUGCCCGCCGCGGCGCGGUCGCUGGAGGCCGCAUCUACGCCUCCGCGGGGGACCGCCGCCGCGCUGCUCCUGCCCUCUGCCCCUGCGGAGGAUGCGCUGGCCGCGGCACUCAGGCCCCCGUGCGGCGACCCGCGCAUCCUGGCGGUGGCUAGGGACUCGCGGGGUCGCCGUGACCGCUCCGUCGGCGACGCGCUCAGCAAGCAGACCGAGUACGAGCGUGACGACUGGUCCGUUCUUGGGCCUCCGGCGAGGCUCGGGUUCCUCCUGUUCAGGCGUGGAUGGGGGUACGUCCAGCUCGGCAUCCCUGAGCUGGCCAGCUUCGAGUUCCUGGCGCGGCAGUUGCAGCUGAUCGAGGGGAGAGACUGCGUCGAGAAGACUCAGGAGGCGGCCGUCACGCUCCAGGGGCGAGGCAAGAAGGACGCCACGGCCCAGGGCGCGUUGUCCGCGGAGGUCGGCUUCUCUCUGGGCAUCGGGAAGACGAAGGGUAACGCGUGCAUCAGCCCCGCUCGGACGCAGUUCAUCGCCGAGCAGGUGUGGAACGAGGCGGCGGCAUCGGACGAACGACGCAAGGCGUGUGAGGAGCGCGCCUUGCGGACGCCAUGGCCCCGCGCCUUCGCCAGCGGGAUGCUCUGCCGCUGCCGCCCCUCGACGUGGACGACCGUCUCCACGCCGUUUCUGGUCGGCGGCCCCGCCAGCGGGCGGCUCGCGGAGCGGCCUGGCGCCGGCGGUGCAACGAGGGCAUCGACGCACUCAACUGGCUCCACGAUCGUGCUGGCGCGGGCCAUCUCGCAGGCGAGGGCGUGGUUCGCUGACCAGGCGCAGCUUGCUGCGGUCGAAGAGCUGCCAGAGCAUUACCGACGUUUUGAGUUGCCUCCUGGCUGCAGUGAGCAACACCAGUUUUGCAAAGCAUCCCUCGCAGAGGUGCUCUCGACGACCCCAAGCUACCAGAACACCUCGCGGGUCAGACACUACGACAAGGCCCGCGUGGCCUGGCCUGCGCUCUCGGGACCUCCCGUUGAGGUCGGCCCCGUCGCGCGGCAGGCCGAUGCCGUCCAGUUGCAGGGUUGGAGGCAGAGUAUGCUGAGAUCCGCAGGCGAGGUCGAGGAGCUUCAGCGGAGGCUGGUUUUCGACGCGAGGGUGGCGAGUACCUAUUUCAAGUCUCCGCCGAACACCGUGCUGCCCACCCCAUCGGCCUGGGCCUGUCUCGAGUCGACCGACGACUUCUACGUGGCCCAGGGGGGCAUCCAGUGCGCCUUCUACCACAUGGCGGUGCCGCCCGACCUGGGCAACUUCUUCCGCCUGCCCACGAUCUCCAACCGCUUCGCGGGCCUGAAGUCCGUCGGCUCCGUGAACGUGGGGCGCCGCGCCCUUCUGCAGCCCGUCGUGCGUGUGAUGCCUAUGGGUUCGAACUGGGCUCUCUAUUUCUGCCAGUCGGCUCUGGUGCGCGGCAUGCUCGACGCAGUGAUCCAGCCGAACCGCCAUCUCGCCGACGGAGCCGCGCCCGCCCCGCUCGUCAGUAAGAGCGACCUGGUGGCAGCUGGGUACGUCGACAACUUUUGCGCGGCGUCCCAGUCAGCCGCCUUAGCGACCGCUGAUGCUCGCGAGCUGGCGCAGGCGCUGACCUCUCGAGGCCUGCCCGCGCGCGACUUCACGGAGGCCCAGACGGAGCGUGUCUUCACGGGCAUCCAGUUCUCUGGCAAGACAGGGAUGUCCCGCGUGAGGCCUGACCGCCUUGCACGUCUUCGGCAGGCCAUCUUGGCCCUCCUGAGCCGCGGGUCUGCGUCGCGCGGAGCCCUGGCGUCCAUGGUGCGUCACGCCACGUGGGCGAUGAUCAUGCGGAGAGAGUGCCUGUCGAUAUUCAAUGGGGUGUACGGUUCGUUCAAGUUGCGG
Prorocentrum cordatum is the source of this 2193-nucleotide messenger RNA. Lineage: Eukaryota; Dinophyceae; Prorocentrales; Prorocentraceae. The record is from the annotation of a GenBank genome assembly.